UACAGAUGCAAAAUUUGUUGCAUCUGCCACCUAAUAUUAUUGUCUUCUCGCUUUCACUGUACUAUCUAUCGAUAGACGCAUAUUCCAGCUAAACAUGCAGAAACCAGACGACUCCAAUGAUCCACACCCUCUUUAUCACCCUAUGAAGCCUGAUGAACCAGACUUUAAGCCGACCCUGCCACAGGAGCCAAGGGACAUGAAGCACGGCAAAUAUGAAGCUGAGAAUGUUGCGGCUGUUAACACAACCCAAUAUACAACAAUUCCAAACCAAACUCCAAAGCAAAACUGGUUUGUUAGAUUAUCGAGACGAACAAAAAUAAUAGCUGGUGUCAUACUUUUGAUCGUGAUAUUUGUGGCCGCCUUUGUCCCAGCAUACUUAACCACGCACAAUAAUAACGACGCCAGCACCACUACAGGCUCCUCCAACACCACCACCAAACCGCCACCAGACAGACCGAAUGUAACAGCUGCUGGGUUGCCCAUCAACAACGCAACCUACCGUAUUACCGUAGGUAACGGUAGAAAUGGAUGCAACCAGUUUUUAAGUGUUGCUGGUUGCUCUGCGGGAGGGACAGUUGACAUGUAUUCUGGAGAUGACAAUAGUGGCAGACAGGAAUGGUUAUUCACCCUAGUAGAAGGAAAGACCAAUAUUUAUAACAUUGUAGUUGGUGGAAGAUCCGGAUGUAGUACGUUUUUGAGCAGUUCGCCAUGUCCAAGCAACGUUGUCACGUUAUUCGGUGGAGAUGAUCAAUCUGGAAGGCAACAAUGGUUUGCAAACCCUAUAGGCAAUACCACCAAUCAUUUUAACUUGAUGACAGUUACAGGAAGAGCAGGCUGCAAUCAAUUCCUUAGUACAGCAGACUGUACUAAUAGUUCAAACCUAGUUGACAUGUUUGACGUGGAUGACGGCUCUGGUCGUCAGCGCUGGGUUUUGACACGUAUCUUUUAAACAUUAUGUCUUGUCUCGCAAGGAGAUGAAUUCCCCACCAUGGGCUUCAGCCGUUGGUUUUAACCAUACCAUAAAUGUGGGUAGUGUUGAUGCCAUCGCAUGGGCCGCACAAACUGCUGAACAAACUUUUUGUACAGCACCCACUUCAUAAGAUAAUGUAUAAUCCACUGUAAUAUAUAGCGAAGAGUAUAAAAUUAAAGAAGAUUGAAUGCUUUUCAUGGCUUUAUAAAGCGUACGGAUGUGGAUACAUCAACAUCUUACUU
This is a messenger RNA of Umbelopsis ramanniana AG, 1212 nucleotides long. RefSeq lists its product as uncharacterized. Lineage: Eukaryota; Fungi; Mucoromycota; Umbelopsidomycetes; Umbelopsidales; Umbelopsidaceae. The coding region runs from base 95 to 949 and encodes 284 amino acids. The transcript has 3 exons. The record is from RefSeq and is a predicted model, not a curated record.